AUGGUAGAAACUAGCAUGGCUGAAAGUGACAUAACAGCCAUGAAGGAGACACUCCGUGCCCAACAGCAGCUUCUGCAGAAGCUGUAUGCAGAGUUGGAUCAGGAAAGAGAAGCGUCAGCGACUGCGGCGAGCGAAGCGAUGGACAUGAUACUGCGUCUGCAAGGAGAAAAGGCUGCGGUGAAGAUGGAGUCGAGUCACUAUAAGAGAAUGACGGAGGAGAAGAUAGGUCAUGCUGAGGCCACACUUGAAGUUUUUGAAGAGCUCAUGUAUCAGAAGGAAAUGGAAAUCGCUUCUCUCGAGUUUCAGGUCCUCGCUUAUAAACACAAACUUCUGACCUUAGGGGCUGAUUUCAAUGCCAGCGAGUUGGAAUUCCCUGAAGAUUUUUUGUUGAGUAAAAAUGAUCAGCGUAAUGUAGAAAAUGAUCAAGGUAGCAGUGUAAGAAGGCUGCAUUCAUUGCCUCCUAUUCAGUGGAAGAAUAAUUCGAGAGCUCACCGAAAGAGAGAUAGAUCACCUAGUCCGGUUCCGGUUCCGAAUGAGAUUCCUAAAGUGGUGGAGAGUGAAAACCAGGAAGCUGCUUCACCGAGGUUGGAUUUGCCAAAGAAGUCUGUCGACUUUGCAUUUGGAACCCUUGAUUCAUACUGGGACCAGAUUCAAAGCUUAGAUGAAAAAAUGAAAGUGAUUUCAGAUUGUAAAGACUCAGGAAGUGAAAAAGUUGCAAACCUGAGGAAUAGAAGAGGGAGAUCAUGUUCAAUAUUUGCACAAGCAGGCACUAAGGUAGCCCCUACUAUUUCAGAUAAAGUAAAUCACUUUGAAGCAAUUGCUAAUCCAUCUUGCUCAGUUAAUGUUCAUGAUGUGUUUGAAGUGCCACAAACAAGUGAAAAGCAUAAGGUUGGUGAACAAGGGAGAGGAAGACUUGUGAAAUGGAUGUCAGAGACAGAUAACAGGUUAACAAAACCAGAUCCUGUGUCUGAGGAAAUCAUAGAAUCACAUGUUAAGCAUGACAUGGACAAGCUAAAGAGCAUACUUAGCACUCAACGUGAAAUAAAAAAACCUGGUCCCAAAGAAUUGAAGACUAUUGGUUGUGAGAAUAAAGAAGGGAUGGAAGUUGAUUGCAAUGCUCAAGCUGAGUUUCAGAAGUUACAUCAGAGAAUUGAUUUGCUUGAGAGGGAUAGAAUUAGUUCAAGGCAAGAGAUUAUGCAUGAAGGGAAUGGGGAAGAGCAAUUGAGGUUGUUAAAGGACAUACAUAAUCAACUCAAAUUAAUACAGUCAGAGAUGAGAAGCUGGAAAACCAGAAAAGCCUCACUUAAGAAGGAUAUGCCUCUGGAUCCUCUUCAAGAGGCAAUGCUGUACUUUUGGAUGUGAUCAAGUAACUACAGAAUGGUCAUCUCAGACUACCAAUCAACUCAGUGCUUCAUUUGGUGUGUAUAUACUUUGUUCACAAAGGGGAUUUUGUGUGGUUUAGGACUUUAGGCAGGUAAAAUAGAUCUUCUAAGCUGGACUUUUAUUAAAAAUGCACACAAUUGGCUCUAGUGUGACAGUGAUUGAAAAA
Molecule: messenger RNA, 1549 nt
Organism: Lotus japonicus
Lineage: Eukaryota; Viridiplantae; Streptophyta; Magnoliopsida; Fabales; Fabaceae
Product: myosin-binding protein 7-like
Exons: 2
Coding region: 1-1362 (453 amino acids)
Source: RefSeq, a predicted model, not a curated record